AUGGGUCACUAUGUAAAUUUUGGCACACACCACCUCAAUGUGUGCGACCCGAACCUCAGACAUUGGCUGUUACACGACAUCAUGGGCAUUGCACAAGAUCGUGCCAUUAUUAAUACGAAUCAAACGCUAAGACGUCAAUCUUUCUACAACAAAAAAAAAAGGAUGGUGGUGAUGUUAAAGUUGUUAGUGUUGUGGUAUAUGAUCCACGAUUGA
Molecule: messenger RNA, 213 nt
Organism: Linum tenue
Lineage: Eukaryota; Viridiplantae; Streptophyta; Magnoliopsida; Malpighiales; Linaceae
Source: the annotation of a GenBank genome assembly